GCACACAGUUACUCGAGUAAUCAUGAGGUCACUAGCUCAAACGCAGACGCAAGCAGCGUGCUCGACUUCCGGACGCAGCUCCGGACCGAUGAGGAGCCUGGCGCGUUUGGUCACCAAGCGGCACCAGUGGAUGACGCACCAUCGUACAGCUGCCGCAGCCACCGACGUGGCCGCGCCCGCGCCCGGCGCCGCAGCCGCCCACCACGACGACCGCGCCCCCCUCCCAGCGCCCGCCUCGCUCCAGCUGGGCGCGCCCCUGCGCAGCCAGUUCCCCAUCCUUGACCAGACGGUCAACGGCCAUCCCCUGGUCUACCUGGACAACGCCGCCACCAGCCAGAAGCCGCACGCCGUGCUGCGCGCGCUGUCGGACUGCUACCAGGAGUACAACGCCAAUGUGCACCGCGGCGUGCACGCGCUGUCGGCGCGCGCCACGCAGGAGUACGAGGACGCGCGGGCCAAGGUGGCGGCGCUGAUCGGCGCGCGCAACAGCCGCGAAGUGGUGAUCACGCGCAACGCUACGGAGGCGAUCAACCUGGUGGCCAACACCUGGGGGCUGCAGAACAUCAAGCCCGGAGACGAGAUCAUCCUGUCUGUGGCCGAGCACCACGCCAACCUGGUGCCCUGGCAGCUGCUGGCGGCGCGCACCGGCGCCGUGCUGCGCCACGUGCGCCUCACGCCCGACCGCACGCAGCUGGACAUGAACCACUUCCGCACCCUGUUGUCGCCGCGCACCCGCCUCAUCUCGCUGGUGCACGUGUCCAACGUGCUGGGCUGCGUGCUGGACGCCGCCUACGUGGCGGAGCAGGCGCGGGCCGUGGGCGCUCGCCUGCUGCUCGACUGCUGCCAGUCCGUGCCGCACUCCAGCCUGGACGUGACCACCCUGGGCGCAGACUGGAUCGUGGCCUCCAGCCACAAGUUCUGCGGCCCCUCCGGCGUGGGCUUCCUGUGGGGCUCCUACGAGCUGCUGGAGGAGAUGGGGCCGUGGAUGGGCGGCGGCGAGAUGAUCCAGGAUGUGUUCCUGGACCACAGCACGUACGCGCCGCCGCCGGCGCGGUUCGAGGCGGGCACGCCCGCCAUCGCGGAGACCAUCGGCAUGGGCGCGGCGGCGGAGUGGCUGCGGGAGCUGGGCAUGGGCCGCGUGCACGACUACGAGCAGGAGAUUGGCACCUACCUGUGGGAGCGCCUCACCUCGCUAUCGCCGCGCAUCACAGCCUACGGCCCGGCGCCCGGCGACCCGCGCUCGGGCGGCCGCGGGCGGGCGAGCCUGGUGGCUUUCAAUGUGGAGGGUCUGCACGCCACCGACGUGUCCACACUGCUGGACCACGCGGGCGUGGCGGUGCGCAGCGGCCACCACUGCGCACAGCCCCUGCAUCGGGAGCUGGGUGUGCCCGCCAGCGCGCGCGCCUCGGCCUACAUCUACAACACGGCGGCGGAGGUGGAUGCCUUCGUGGCCGCACUCAAGGACACCAUCCAGUUCUUUGACGACGUGCACGGCGCAUAACGGCGGGCGGGAUGGGUGGAUGCGUGCCGGGGCCCAGUGCCGGUGCCCCGUGGUGCUGGCGUCAGGGGAGCUGCAGCAGCGGGGCCUGGGUGAUGAGGUUGGGGAGGGGCGGAGGAGUGGAUGAGCAGGGAUGCAGGCAUGCUGAUGAGCAGGGCGCUGCGCCAUUAGGUCCGCACAUCACUGGAGUGUGCGGAGGCACGCGGAGCAUGUGCAUGCAGCGCGCCCGUACACGGGUCAGGCGUAGAGCAUGGAGAGGAAGUAAUGAAUGAGAGUGUGGGGGUGCGGCAACCAUGGGGUGCAGGAGUGGAUUGCAGGAGCGGUGGAUUGCAGCUAGCGUUUGGGCGCGGGCUGCGCGGUGGGGCAUGCAGUGGCGCAAGUUUGAGGUGGUGUCGUCGAUGUCCGGUGCAUUGCCGGCUGGAGAACAGGAGCGUGUGCAUGACGGCAUUGAUUGAUGGGGCGGUGGGCAUUGGGGCAUUUCCCUGGAUACGGGUGGUCUUCUGACUCGUCUGAUGUUGGGAUCUGGGCCACGUUGUGCAUGCCUGAGUGAUCCAGUGUAAAGCAGCAUGGAC
This is a messenger RNA of Chlamydomonas reinhardtii, 2070 nucleotides long. RefSeq lists its product as uncharacterized. Gene Ontology annotation, molecular function: pyridoxal phosphate binding; cysteine desulfurase activity. Bases 89 to 1501 code for a protein of 470 amino acids. The transcript is spliced from 5 exons. NCBI's taxonomy places the organism in Eukaryota, Viridiplantae, Chlorophyta, Chlorophyceae, Chlamydomonadales, Chlamydomonadaceae. The record is from RefSeq and is a predicted model, not a curated record.